AUGCCUUUUAAAUGUUCUGAAUGGUCGGAAUUGGAAACAAGGCAAGGUUCUCGGGCUCAGGUGCGUGGUAGCCAGUGGCCAUCCAGCCUCAGAGGACUAUCGACUACUGAUAGCUCUACAACUUGUUUUGCGCCACCAAUAGCAGUCUCAAGAGCAGAUACCAAGUCAGGUGGAGCCUCUGCUAAAAUUCCCACAAAACCCUAUAAAAUGGCCAUAUCUGCUUUCCAACGUGCAGGUAGCUGGCUGCCAACGCCUAGAUAUCAUAAACCUUCACCUCCGCUAACGGUCUACCGAGCUGCAGACGUCAAACGCGUUGAUCCUGAUGUAAUUGAAGGUUAUUUGGGCGCCUAUAUCGAUGUGAUCAAGGUGGGAAGCCAUUUAGUAUUGGAUGAGCGUCAAAAAGAGGACGCAAUAAUGAAGCAGGUGGAUGAAGACGAAGAGGUGGUAAAUGAAAUAAAAAGCGAUUAUAAGGAGGAUUUGAGCAGGAGAGAUGAAGACAGUCAAAAAGGAAGCGAAGAAACAAAAGAUGAGAUGCCAAUGUUCUCAUUAAGAGAUGCUAAGUCUAGGCCUUUUGAGGCCAAUGUGAAUGAGACCCGAGAGGAAGAGAUUAUAGAGGAAGCAGAUGAAGUGAAGGACAUGUCGGCCGCAGCAACAGAUAGUUCUACCUGGCUUGAAGAGGCUCUGCUGGGAUACUACCGAUCUCACACCACUUGUGCACUUAUCGAUCCUGCAACCCGUCUUACUAAAGUAAGAUUUUCUUUUAUUUUUAUUUACACAUAUUCUUUAUGCAUCCUAUUCCCGAAGCUUAGAUCAAGAGCCUGCUUUUCACGAAUGCUUAACAAAUCUAAAGUCUGA
Messenger RNA from Protopolystoma xenopodis, 855 nucleotides. The record is from the annotation of a GenBank genome assembly. NCBI's taxonomy places the organism in Eukaryota, Metazoa, Platyhelminthes, Monogenea, Polystomatidea, Polystomatidae.